AUGUUCGAUAAACAAUUUUUGAUUUAUGUUCUUGUCACUUUGUUGGUAGUGUUAUCACAUUGUCAUGCACUUAGCAACAGUGAUCUCGAGACAGACUCCGCCCCAUCCCCUUCAUUACCAAACGUAUCUCUUGCUCCACCCUCCACAACCACCAUCAUCACCACAGUCUCCAGUAAUAGUCCAACCGAAGAUGUUUCUCUUCUUAGUAAUAGUGAUCUUGGACCAGAUUAUCUUCCUCUUCCUGAGAAUUUGGCUUGGGUUCAAAACAACAAGAAUGAUGAUUUCACAAAUGUCACCGAACUUGACCAAAGUGCAUCACGAACUGAUACCAUAAAUGGAGCUAUGAAUCCUUCAGGUACCCGACCUCGUGUUGCUCAAAUGACAGGUUGUCGUACUCAAGGUCAAAUUGCCGUUACCUAUAGUGAAGGUCCUAGCGAUGCUACUGCAAGAAUUGUAAGGCAUCUCAACAAUGCUGAUGCUCGUGCCAAUUUCUUUUUCAAUGCUUCUUGGCUUUAUACACAGCAAUAUGCAAUGGUAGUACAGAAUGUAUACAAUGCUGGUCAUUUUGUAGGAAUGACCUAUCGGGUGAAGAAUGACGACUCGUCAUUAUGGUCAGACAAGGAAAUUCGAGACGAUAUUAUCAACAAUGCUCGCAUCAUUGAAACUCUAAUCAAGGUAUCGCCAAAAUACGUCCGUUUACAUUAUACACCCAAACCUGAUACUCGUGUGGAAACCAUUCUUCGUGACCUAGGCUUUGUUUUGGUGGGAUACAAUUUAGAUAGUCAAGAUUAUUCACACAAAGAUCCAACAGGACCAAACUCUAUUGAAGAUGUCUAUCGUCGUACCUUCCAACGCCAAAAGGAUACCUAUGAUGCCAAGGGGUCCUUCAUUUCUAUUCAAUACGAUAUUCCUGAUACUGGUGCUCUUAUUGCUGUCCCAUUCAUGAUCAAUACCAUCAAUGAAGAAGGUUACACUAUGGUCCGUUUGGAUGGUUGUCUCAAUGACCCCAAGCCAUACAAAAAAGCUGCCGACAGUAUGGAAUAUGUCUCGGAUAAAUUCUCAUUCAACUCUACAGGUUAUCAUCAAGGUCAAAAAGCCAUUUCUAGUGAAGCUCUUGUGGUGGACAAUUGGGAAACAGAAGAAGACCGUAUGUUUCUUAAGAAGAAAAGUUUGGCUACUGAUAUACUAGUCGAUUGGCCUUAUUUGGUGAUGGUCAUGGUGUUAUCAUUUGGAACAAUGUUACUGUAG
Halteromyces radiatus is the source of this 1248-nucleotide messenger RNA. RefSeq lists its product as uncharacterized. Bases 1 to 1248 code for a protein of 415 amino acids. The transcript has 6 exons. Gene Ontology annotation, molecular function: hydrolase activity, acting on carbon-nitrogen (but not peptide) bonds. Lineage: Eukaryota; Fungi; Mucoromycota; Mucoromycetes; Mucorales; Cunninghamellaceae. The record is from RefSeq and is a predicted model, not a curated record. Gene Ontology annotation, biological process: carbohydrate metabolic process.